Molecule: messenger RNA, 1585 nt
Organism: Astyanax mexicanus (Mexican tetra)
Lineage: Eukaryota; Metazoa; Chordata; Actinopteri; Characiformes; Acestrorhamphidae
Gene: itgb1bp1
Product: integrin beta 1 binding protein 1
Exons: 7
Coding region: 307-903 (198 amino acids)
Biological process (GO): negative regulation of substrate adhesion-dependent cell spreading; negative regulation of focal adhesion assembly
Cellular component (GO): ruffle; lamellipodium; cell periphery
Molecular function (GO): integrin binding
Source: RefSeq, a predicted model, not a curated record
AACAACUUUCAGUAAUUCACUAUAAUGAGUGAGUAUCUGAAAACAGUAAGAUAACAGUUUAGUCAAUAGUAAAAGUAGGAGUUAAAGGGCGCGCGGCUCCUUUAAGCGCUGCAGGGUGGAGCUGUAGAGGAAGUGAAGUGUCACCGCGAGCCUCGGCCAAAACACACAACCCGGAGUCUCCGCUGCUGCUGCCGCGACCCUGCUGCCCCUCAGUCCGCGACAGAGAGAGACACACCGCGCCCAGCCCGGAGGUCCUGCCAUCUGCUGGAAAGCUGGAGGCCUGGAGUGCUGGCGUCAUGGUGAAGAAUGUUUCGCAAGGUCAAGAAGCGCCACAGCAGCAGCAGCUCCCAAAGCAGUGAGAUUAGCACCAAGAGCAAGUCUGUGGAUUCCAGUCUGGGAGGUCUGUCCAGGUCCAGCACUGUAGCCAGCCUCGAUACGGACUCCACCAAGAGCUCAGGUAAUAGUGCGUCUGAAACGUGUGCUGAGUUUAGGGUGAAAUAUGUGGGAGCAAUUGAGAAGCUGGAGUUUGAGAUGAGCAAGACUCUCCAGGAGCCUCUGGACCUAAUCAGCUAUAUUGAUACAGCACAGCAAGACGGAAAGCUACCUUUUAUGCCUGGAGAAGAGGAGAUGAUCUUGGGAGUGUCCAAGUAUGGAGUCAAAGUGGCAUCUUUGGACCAAUGUGACGUCUUGCACCGCCACGCGCUCUACCUGAUUGUACGCAUGCUGUGCUACGAUGAUGGUCUGGGUGCUGGGAAGAACCUCCUGGCACUCAGCACCACUGACACCAAACAGCAGGAGUGCAGCAUCUGGGUCUACCAGUGCGGCAGUGCGGAGCAAGCCCAGGCCAUCUGUAAAGUGCUGUCUGCGUCCUUCGACUGUGCUCUCGCUUCAGAGAAAUCCUGAGGCCUUCACUUUUCACUCCGUUUCUCUCACUCUUACUUUUAUCAUGGCCAGGCCUUUUUUAGAUCUCAACAAAAGAGUAAGAUGAAUUUCCUCAAACUCUGGAAGCCCUGGCUGAUGUUUACGGUAUCAACAGAAGUUGCUCUUUACAAACUGACCUGAGGUGAAGAUCAAGUACCACUGCUCCACUGAUCAGUGAUCAGUGUGCAAGGGCAUCCCUGCAGGAAGCGGUGUUUACAUCACUCAUUCAUUUUGUCUUAAUUAGCUAGAAUCCUUUUCUCAUAGCAAUGCUGCCUCUCAACCAAAGCUCUGCCUACCAAGUUUGGGCGUCUCUAUUUUUAUAACCUAAUUUAAUUUUAUUUAAUGUAAAUAUACAUUGAGCUCAGCGCACAGUUCUGACCAUGGCCCAGUAACUCUGCGGUUUAUGAGCAUCUGAUGGGAUUAAGGCUAUGUAUCGGUGGUACAGUAAUUACAAAUAGUACGGAAGAGCACAUGGGUACGAUGGGUACGUUAAUCAAAUGCUGUAAAUCCCCUUUAGGCUUCCUAAAAAGUACUGUGCUUGACAUUCAGUGCGGUUUGGAACACAUCACCCCACCCCCUUCCUGACCUCUCCCAAUCCCUGGUCCUGAUGUGAUCAGGUCAUUUAAGAUUGAGGAUAAUAAUAAUAAAAACGAUUUGAUUUGAA